Molecule: messenger RNA, 321 nt
Organism: Diaporthe batatas
Lineage: Eukaryota; Fungi; Ascomycota; Sordariomycetes; Diaporthales; Diaporthaceae
Exons: 3
Coding region: 1-321 (106 amino acids)
Biological process (GO): anaphase-promoting complex-dependent catabolic process; positive regulation of mitotic metaphase/anaphase transition; protein ubiquitination
Cellular component (GO): anaphase-promoting complex; nucleus
Molecular function (GO): cullin family protein binding; zinc ion binding; ubiquitin protein ligase activity
Source: RefSeq, a predicted model, not a curated record
AUGAAGGUCAAGAUCAAGAAGUGGUCAGCGGUCGCGACUUGGCGCUGGGACAUCCCAGAAGACGAUGUCUGUGGAAUCUGCCAGAUCCAUUUUGAUGGUUCCUGUCCAUCGUGCAGGUUUCCCGGGGAUGACUGUGAACUCUUGUCUGGCAAGUGUGGCCACAACUUCCACAAACACUGCAUCACACAGUGGAUCAGGCAAGAAUCAGCCCGCGGACAGUGCCCCAUGUGCCGCCAGAGAUUCGAGAUGAAAGAACCCGUGCCGAGUCGCGCAGCAACGGGCCUGGCGCUACAAGGAACGGCGGGUGGGACUUUGAUGUGA